GCUCCGCGCGAAACCGGUCACCUUUAUAACCCGGCCCCGGUCGCCACGUCUCCGGCCACCGCACGGCUCGUCUGCAGCGGCACCCGCUGCACGUCGCCUCUCCCACGUCUCCCGUGUCCCGUACUCCCGUCCCGUCCCGUCAAAGAAUCUCCUUCACAGACGACUCCUCCGGCUCCCGGCUCCCGGCUCCCCCCCCCCCCCCCCCCCCCCCCCCCGCGGGCCAUGGAUCACCAGCCGGACAUAGAGCCGGCCGAGGCGGCGGUCGGCAUCGCCUCCCCGCUGCGGCAGCAUUCGGGGUGGCUCCGGCGGAUGUACUCGCCCGUUGGCGCACCCGAGCAGGCGGCGGCGGCGGCCGUGGGCGCUGCCAACGGCGACAGGAGGCCGCGGCGGGGCGGGUGGCUGCGGCGGCUGGUGCCGCGGGAGCGCGCGCUGGCGCUGCGACGGCGGUGGAAGGCGCUGAGCGGCGCGCCGUCGAGGCUGGCGGCCGGGCUCCCGCGGUGGAAGCGGGCGGCGGCCGGCGGCGGCUGGGCGCCGGCGCUGCUCGACGCCGCCGCGUUCCGCGUCAUGUACGUGGUCGAGGCCGUCGUGCUCGGCCUCGCGCUCUCCUGCUUCUUCUGCUGCUGCGGCUGCCAGAUAUGAGAUGAGAUCGCGCGCGCGGCGCCCCGCCCACCCGCCGCCUCAGUUCCUGCUCGCGUUCUUCCGAUCCCGCCCGCCGAUGCGGCGGGCCUGUAAGUUCCGGCUAAUCGCUCCAUGAUUAUUGGCUUUUGCUAGCUGUUCUUGUAAGUUGUAAUGGUGUGAAGUUUUCGCCCUCGAUUAAGACUAGAAAUUUUUCCGCGAUCGCUGCUCCGGCUUCAUGGUAGCUAGUCGGCGCGCGUCUCGGCGCGCAUGGGCGCAUUGCUGCCGGGGGACGCGCCCGGCCGCGGCGCUUGCUUGUCUUGCGAACACGGUGUAUGCCUUAUUGCCGUCAGUGUGUUUGCCGAUCCACCGUUGCCUGAAUCCUGAUGCGCUAGCAAAGAUUCCGCCGUUUGCCUGCGAACAUGGGUUCCGUAGUCAGAGACGGCGAUGGACAGGGCGUGCUGGCGGGCGGGCGCUGGACGACUGCUCGUCAAGGAAGCUAGAGAGUCUCGUCAAGGAAGCUAGAGAGAUUAUGUCCUGAUGUCCAUGCAUUUUGUUUCGGCAGACGUUUUUCAUGUUCCGCGAUCUUUGUAACAAAUGUGCUCAUGAACUUGCUCAUGGUGCGUUGGGUUGCGACCCGAGCCACUCACGAGUCUUAGGGCACGUACAACGCCGUCUCUUGCCCCGUCUCUGUGAUGGAAAUUUUGCAAAUCACCCCCCAGCUUGCCCUGCAGACGGCCAUCUCGUCGCCUCGCGAGGCGACGCCUCUGUCCCGUUCUCCCAGGCGGAGGAGACGGCCGGCGGCCCGUUGUACGGCUCGUCUUCCCCAGUCGACGAGCAGCUCGGAUCCCGUGUGCUCGCGCUCUCCACAAUUCCUAGGUCGGCCGUGCGCGCGGGAGUUUCCCCUCGCGCCAUAUCUGCGAAGCCAGCAGGGAGGAGGAUGCCGUGGCUGCCGGCGGGGAGGAGGAUGCCACGGGGCGCCGGAUCUUGCGUCGUGGCCGCCGGGGAAGGAGGAGGUCAGACCUCGCGCGGUGGCCGCCGCGGGCCACCACAGCGCCGGUGAGCUUGCCUACGGCCAUCUUCGCCGCCUCCCCUCCCCUUCUCCGCCCUGGUCGCGGUGGCGGCGGCGUCGACGGAGCAGGCCUUUCGAAAAAAGACAUCCCCGGUGACGAGCUCGACACGGACGCCAUCGCGAUGAGCUUGAGCUGCAGCGCCCCUCGCGCGUCCUCCUCCUGACCUCCACUCGGCGGCACCGGAUCUCGGAGGAGGGAGGAGGAGUCACCGGCGUCGAGGAGGAAGAGGGAGUGGAGAUCUGCUGGUGCGCAGAGAUCCACCAACGGCAUCCGUCUUCCCAAUCAUUAUUCGCGUCUGUGUCACCUUCGAUUGGCUCAUCCUGCGGCAUUUGCCCCAACUCAGCAGCUGGGCGAUUGAGAGGAGCAGAGGUGCAGGGCAUGGUAGUAUGAGAGCAAUUUUGCAUAAUUGAUAUUAGAAUAUAGAUUCAUGUCUGCUCAGAUUCCUACACUUUACUGAAUUUACUAUGACAAAGUAAAAUCUAAUGUUGUUGAAAUCUACUACUUAAAAUUUCCAUUAUCAUGCAUAAUCAAACCACA
Panicum virgatum (switchgrass) is the source of this 2225-nucleotide messenger RNA. RefSeq lists its product as uncharacterized. The transcript has a single exon. NCBI's taxonomy places the organism in Eukaryota, Viridiplantae, Streptophyta, Magnoliopsida, Poales, Poaceae. Bases 223 to 639 code for a protein of 138 amino acids. The record is from RefSeq and is a predicted model, not a curated record.